Cladocopium goreaui is the source of this 1270-nucleotide messenger RNA. The record is from the annotation of a GenBank genome assembly. Lineage: Eukaryota; Dinophyceae; Suessiales; Symbiodiniaceae.
GCAGGGUUCUGCACACUCACAUGGUGUGGCGUGGGUGUGAUGGAAAGAGAGGGCGGUUUUUGCCGCGCCUUUCUGGAUUUCUGCGACCUGAACGAUGGCAUGCAAUUGUACAAAUUGCUUGACACGACAAAAAGUCGCAAGCCUACGGCAAAGGACAAAGAGGCAUCAAUUCAAGAUGAGGUAACAGCUGCCAUUGUCGUAGCGUGGUGUGCUGGGGAAACCAGCGAAGGUUUGGAGUUUGCCUUAAAAGCGGUGAGAAAAUGGAGUACAAGGUAUCUCGAACGGAAUGCCAAAGUUCGAUGGAUGCUAACUCCAAUGCUAUGGCUGACGGCACGAACAAGGCAGCUUGCCAUGAAGCUUGAUGCCAAGUCAGACUCUAGGAGGUUUAGAGAAAGAGUGGUGGAGGUGUCAAGAGAGGUUUUCACACAGCUACAUCGAGACAAAGACAGACGUGAGGGAGCUCUAGUAAUCAGCUGCGAACUCCUCCGGCUGUACUUCAGUCUGGGACAAGUAUCUCAAUGUGCAUUUGUUUUGACCACAGUUGGCGCAGCAUCGCAAAACAACGCGUUUGACCCAGUGAAGUUGCCAAAGUCCUUGCUGGUGACAUUGUACUUUCUUUGGGGCAGGCAUCUGGUGAUGGCCGGCAAGAUCGAGGAGGCUGAGGAGAAGCUUAGCCAGGCUUUGUCCAUUUGCCCACCUAAGGCUGGUAGGAACCGACGCAUGAUUUUGCUUUACUUGGUUCCCUGCCGCUUGAGACUUGGACGUUAUCCCUCGCGAGGUCUUUUGGAACGCAACAGGCUUCAAAGUCUGUCUGGAAUCGUUGCAGCGACAUCGUCGGGCAACGUAAGGCAGUUCAAUGAGGAGCUUGAACGCCAGGAGCAAGAGUUGGUUUGCUGCGGAACGUACUGGGUGGUGGAGAAGCUGAGGGUUGUGGCUUAUCGGAACCUUGUGCGCAAUGUGUUUGACUUGGCUCGCACGGACGGUGCUGUGAAGUCGAAACAGGACCUGGAGCCUUUCGAACAGGCGUUCCUAUGGCAGGACGAUUGCACUCCGAAGGAGACAUCGUGUCUGCUGGCUCAACUGAUCUAUCUUGGUGCUGUACGCGGCUACCUCUCCGAUACUCACCGAAAAGUGGUUUUCUCCAAGGAAAUGCCAUUUCCACCAGUGAGUGCAUGGUCAAUGAAAGCUUGAGACCGCUAGUGGACGCGGCUUGGCUCUGCUGCUAGUUAUUCGGAUAAAAUCUGGCCCUUGCUGAGUGCUGAUGUGUUGC